AGAACUCAUCAGGUGUGUCGCUGCUCGGCUUGUGACGUCCCGACCACGUGUUUGCAUAAACCCGUCAAACAUGAUAACGAACCACUACACUUGGGCUAUUGUCCUUCUAUCUGUCGCCGGUUCUUUUGCGGCUAUAGAAAACUACAUGGAUUAUGGCAACGACGGUGCGAACGGACUCGAGAGCGGCAACAACAACAAGCCAGUCAAUUUUCGCGAGCUCUACAAAUUUCUGGUCCAGCACAAUCCCAACGAAAUAAACUGGAACGACUUGAUGUACAUGCAGCAGCAGGAACAUUUGCAGCCGCGCGCCGGACUCGAGCAGCGCUCGCCAUCGCUGCGCCUACGCUUCGGAAGGUCUUACUCGAAGUAUCCGGUGAGGCGUUCACCCUCGCUGCGCUUACGUUUUGGCCGCUCCUACUAUCCACCAUCCAGCCCGGUCGGACAGGGCGACGACAGCACGUCUGCAGCAGCGUCGGCGGCAGCACUCGAAGCAAACUAAUAUAAGUAAAUCUCUUAUAAUCAGUGACUAAAUUUAUAUAUGUAUAUUGUAUAUAUACGCACCACUGUAUGGUCGUAUGUUAGUUUUUUUUCAGUCGAAAAACAAAAAAAAAGCAGUAGAUAUACCUUUGUUGGGUUUUGUACAAAGCGUAUACGUUACAGUAUUUUAAUCGUAAUUAAUUUAUUAGUAACACGUGUUGAACUAUUUUUUUAUUUUUUGAGAUUUUUUUAAGUAAAAAAAAAAAUCCUACGUUCGUGGUGGUACAUUUAGUGAUUUCCAAUGCAUCAGAACUGAUCGAUCACACAUGAGGUGUCAUUAGAAAAUAAAAAUAGUAUUAUUCGUUUAGGUAGGCUUUUAUUUUGAAUUUCAUUCCAAUGAAUAUAAGCUUGAUAUGGCUAAAAGUAAUUAUAUGAAUGGCCUAAGUGAGGAGAAUCAUUCUAAUCGAAGCAGUAUGAUAUUUUUGACGUUUAUUAUUAAAAGGCGAAAAUAAUUGCAAAGGAGAGAAACGAACUGAGUAGUGUCAUUUUUAUAAUAAAGCUGUUCCUCCAUAUUACAUGUAAUUUAUAUAUUAAAUAUAUAGUUAAGAAGUUAUUCAAGAAUAUUCGUUAAACUAUAAAAUCAUAAUAUAUGUAUUAUGCGUAAUUGUGAAAAAUUUAACGAUCAAUUCAAUUGUUAAAAAUUUAUAGCAGAAAAACAAAAUACUACAAACAGUGACCAAAAAAAUCAUAACUCAUGCGAUGCGUCAAGUGAUACUCAUUUCAUUGGUCAAACGCAUAUUGCAAAAAUUCCAAAUCUCUAUUAUUGUACGUGUACUCUCAGCUAGAGAUCUGUUAUAUAUUUAUCAUACUUGCUCUUACUCAUACCCGGUAUGUGUAUGUUUAAAUUAAAAAUCUAUACUAAUCUAAAAUAAAAAUACGGAAGGCUCAAGUGAAAAAAGUAUACGAAGGUAUGUUAAAACUUGCAACGUGAAGGUUCAUAUUAAAUAAUAUUAUAUUGCCUUUUAUGAUUGCACAUUUAUCCUCGCUUUGUUGUUUCGUAUAAGUAGAACAAAAAAAUUAACCAAAAAAGAAAAAAAAGGACAACGAUGGAUACAUUUUAUCAGUAAAAAUUAUAUUUUGUCGAACAUUACCGUUGAGUCAAGGAACGACUGGACAUUUUUUUGUUAAAUCGAAAAAUUUAUAAGAUCGAUAUAAAUUCGACCUAGACGAAUCAAUUAAUGUUACGUAGAUGUAUUCUGGUGCCUUUAAGUAUUCAUUUAUAGCGAAUUUGAUUUCAUUCCAAAGAUUGUUGAAAAAUGAUUUAAUUAAUUAAUGCCACGAUAAAUUUUAUUAUUUGUGAUUUUUAUGAUUUUAAAAUUGUACGAUCGCCUGGUUUGCGUUCUUAUUAAGUUUUUAUUAUGUCACUUAUAGGAGAAAAUUCACAUUCAUAAUUUGUAAGUGAUAUUGAGAAAGUAAAGAAGUAUUAUGAAUUUUAAGGAAUAUUUCUUACUUCUCUUGUUUCAUCCAGUAAAAUAGAAAUAUUAAUAAAAUAAAUAAUAA
This is a messenger RNA of Trichogramma pretiosum, 2037 nucleotides long. Its product is annotated as short neuropeptide F-like. The transcript has 5 exons. Lineage: Eukaryota; Metazoa; Arthropoda; Insecta; Hymenoptera; Trichogrammatidae. The record is from RefSeq and is a predicted model, not a curated record. The coding region runs from base 71 to 499 and encodes 142 amino acids.